Molecule: messenger RNA, 1527 nt
Organism: Hevea brasiliensis (rubber tree)
Lineage: Eukaryota; Viridiplantae; Streptophyta; Magnoliopsida; Malpighiales; Euphorbiaceae
Product: proline-rich receptor-like protein kinase PERK3
Exons: 10
Coding region: 126-1154 (342 amino acids)
Biological process (GO): protein phosphorylation
Molecular function (GO): protein kinase activity; ATP binding
Source: RefSeq, a predicted model, not a curated record
CAAUCUAGUGUGUCUAUAUUAUUAAUUAAAUCGAGUACCUUGCUUCUCAUUUCUCACCUUUCACACACCUCCACACACUCGUCGCAAGUGUAACAGCACACCUGCAAGAAACCUCGCGGGCAGCCAUGGCGCCUGACUCUUGCUGCUGUGGGUUGUGGAAUAGGAGGAAAGACGCUAAUCGCCACCCCACUGCAGAGAACAUAGAAGAAAAUGCUACUCCAAUUGAGGCAGCUGUCAGCACAGAAAAAGGUGUUCGGACGUUUUCUUUUGAAGAACUAGCAAUUGCCACUGAUUAUUUCUCCAUCAACAAUCGCAUUGGCACUGGUACUUUUGGUGAAGUUUUCAAAGGAAAACUUGAGAAUGAAACCGUUGCGAUUAAGAAGCUUAGAUCUCAGAAUAAAAAGGAGGAAGAGGAAUUUGCAAGAAGUCAAUUUAAGAAGGAGGCUGAAAUCCUCAGUGGCAUCGAUCCUCACAAAAAUAUUGUCAAGGUGCUAGGAUAUUGCAGUCAUGAUGCCAAUAGAUUGCUUGUUUAUGAGUUUCUUCCCAACAACUCAUUGCUUUCUCAUUUGCAUGGAAAUGAAAAGCCGACACUUAAUUGGUCAAACAGAUGGAAUAUUGCUUUAGGCAUUGCAGAAGGAUUAGCACAUUUACAUGACCAAUGUAAGCCCAAAGUUAGCCAUCGGGAUAUUAAGAGUGCUAAUAUUCUUCUUGAUGAUAAAUUUGUACCAAAGAUUGCAGAUUUUGGAAUUGCCAAAGAAUUUUUGAUUUCUGAUUCUCACACUUAUUCUGAGCCAAGGGCAUCUUAUUUUUAUGAACCUCCUGAGUAUUACAAAGUUGGUCCAGAAAGAAGGAAGCUAACUGCCAAGUCUGAUGUCUUUUCCUUUGGUGUUGUUCUUUUGGAAUUAAUUACUGGGAAAUUUGCCCAUCUUGGAAACAAUGUUUACUUAGUUAAUUGGGUAGUUCCUCGACUCAAACAAGUUUUGGACACAGACAUACUAGAUUUGGAUUCAGAAAAUUAUAAUAAUCUUGUUGAUUCCAAAUUGCAAAAAAAUUAUGAUAUAACACAAAUGAAUCGAAUGAUUUGUUGUGCUGCAGCUUGUGUAUAUAAACCUCCAGAAUCACGUCCUAAAAUAAGUGAGAUAACUGGCGUGUGAAGGCCAUUAGAAGAAAGACAACUGGAACCGAAAUAAUGAGGUACCUGCGCCAUGUGCCUCGCAGGUUCAAGAGUGGUUUUAGAGAAGCAGCACCGAGGAAGAAGGGAGAAGCAACAUCUGCUUAAGGCUAGAGGGCUAUUGCCGGCAGAAUUCAGAUAUCCUGUUACAGAUUCAGUCGACAAUUAUGUGUUGGGACAAAUUUUUAAGAGAGCAUUGUUUGAUGGUUAUUCACUUUUGAUGCUAUUUAGUCCAUCGCAGUUUGCUUUGUAGUUGUAUUUGAUCUUUAAGAGGGAUUUUAAGACUAUAGUGAUGGGCUUGGGUCCCUCCUAUGUGGAAAGCCCAUUUUGUUGAAGUCCACAAUCAUUUUGGCCCA